AUGAGAAAGAAACAUGAGUGAAGUUCUCUCUCUAUCAUGACCAUUUAAUAAAUGGAAAAGAGUGUGUUGUGUCUUUGACUUGGACUGACACCUUCAUCCUCUACACCCUUUCAUUUCAUUCAAUAAUAGAAUUCCCCUACCCAGCCUUAAACAACCCAUAGCCAUUCUCUUCAAUUCUUCUUCUUCUUCUUUCUCUCUUUAAUUGCGCAUUUAUUAGCUAAUACACACACAUAAACACUAUAUACCUUCCCCGCAACUCCAUUUCGGCGUGCGAUGGGCGGCGUAUUUCACAAUAAUUUCCAACACAACUUCUGCUUCUCUUUUGCCAAAAUAGCCACUUUAACUUUUCUUUUACUUACUCCACUUGUUACUGCUUUUCGUCUAAAUCCUACUCGAACGCUCAGUGGGAGUGAGAGAGAGGUAAUUGAGCGAGUUGAGAGAAGACUGAGUGGACCGGGUUCAUCACCACCCACCUGCAGAUCCAAGUGUGGAAGGUGUUCGCCGUGUAAACCGGCUCGGGUCUCAAUUCAACCCGGAUUUAGUUUCACUUUAGAGUACUACCCUGAAGCGUGGAGGUGCAAGUGUGGAAAUAAUCUCUUCAUGCCUUGAUUAAAAAGGAAAAAACACUUAAUAGUAGUACAUUACUCUUUUUUUUUUUUUUAGUUUUGUAUUUAAUUGUUUUUUCACUAUGUACUAGUUGAUCAAUUAUUCUAUAAUAUCUGAAUUAGAGUUUUUUUUAGUUGUAAUCUGUAAGUUAAUCUUUGCUCUGGUUAUUUAACGGAAAGAUUCUCGAAAGAU
This is a messenger RNA of Solanum dulcamara, 798 nucleotides long. Its product is annotated as EPIDERMAL PATTERNING FACTOR-like protein 4. Gene Ontology annotation, biological process: guard cell differentiation; stomatal complex development. Bases 274 to 609 code for a protein of 111 amino acids. The transcript has 2 exons. Lineage: Eukaryota; Viridiplantae; Streptophyta; Magnoliopsida; Solanales; Solanaceae. The record is from RefSeq and is a predicted model, not a curated record.